Messenger RNA from Mucor mucedo, 1787 nucleotides. RefSeq lists its product as uncharacterized. The record is from RefSeq and is a predicted model, not a curated record. Lineage: Eukaryota; Fungi; Mucoromycota; Mucoromycetes; Mucorales; Mucoraceae. The coding region runs from base 53 to 1711 and encodes 552 amino acids. The transcript is spliced from 10 exons.
GGGAUUACGUCGUUUUUUUUUUUUUAUUGUUAUUAUUUUUUAUUCUGUAUUGAUGAACAUGCAAUGGGGAUCAUUGAUCAUGCUGGCAUGUGGUCUGGUCGUUAUUUACCUGGCCAUCUUAUCCCAAGACGUCCCUUACCCACACCCAAAAACGAUCUACACGUCUAACGGACCACUAUUUCGAAACCCAGAUCAGGUCAUCUUGACCACUGUAGGACCAUGGAUUUACCUCACGAGCAUGCAAUUUCAACAACCUACCCAUGAACCUUUUAUAGGCAUUCAUAAUUUGAAAUUAGGUGUGCAAGGCGUGAUAAAACAAUAUAAAAAACCCAUUUCGAAUUUACAAUCAGAACGAGAGUUACUCGAAUCCGACGGUUGGGAACCUUGUUUUGAACAUACGUUGAGAGGUCAAAUAUCCAAAGUAUCCGAACGAAAGAAUAGUACAACUUGGCAUUUUGGUGUGUUGUAUCAUCAUGUGGAAAACGAUCAUUCGUUUCAUUUUGUCAGAGUUUAUUAUACAGUAGAUCAUGUAUUCGAAUACAAGGAUAUUAAAUUACCUGGCACGAUCUGGGUUGAUUCUAUCUCGCUCGAAUACGAUUCCAUUAUCUUUUCUAGGGAUCCAGAUCUUGUUGAAUUUCAUAUCAUGACUUUACCUUCCACUUUAAUAGAACCACCUCAUUCAGAUAAUGCUCAAGAUAUCACCUUGGAUACAGUACAACAUGGAAGAGCUAUCCAGGAAUGGUCACAACCUGCAUCUACAGAGGAAUAUGCAACUCUUUUUUCAAGAUUAUAUUCACACAUAAAUGACACCUAUCGAGUUUUCACACUCAGUGUGCAUCGAACCACCUCGACAUUUUAUGUCAAUAUCACAAUUGCAGAUAACAUUACCAUGACAACCAGCGAAAAUCAACGAGCGACGACUUGGAUUGAACGAGAAAAAGCCGAAUCCAAAUACCCAGUGAUCAAUACAGAGGAAAUGAUUGAUUAUGGCGGUUUCGCCGAUAUUUCCAAUUACAAGAAUAUCGAACUACGUACUUCCAUGCCACAAUUGCACGCGACGGUCUCUUCUGAUUUAAAAACAAUUGUCUUUCCAUUCCUCAAGAAUAAAUUCAUCACGUUGGAUUAUACGGAAAACAUGGACAUGUUGAAAAGGAUUCCCUCUGAAAGCGAACGUUUGUACUCGAAUGACAAUAAACAGACGGUACUAGCAGAAUAUUAUUAUUGGCAGCCUUAUAAAUCGGUGGAUGCAGAUAUCAUGGGUGUUCAAUUGAAUGAAGAAGGUACGAUCUUGGCGUUGUGGACAGAAUUCAACCAUGUGUAUAUUUAUAAACGUGGGACGGAUAAAGUGGAAACAUCGUUACUGGGAAAGAUUGACCGUUGGUUGGAUCAUGUUUUAUCAGAUAUGUCUGAUGAAGAAAAGGAAAUCAGAAGACUUCAUUUCCCUCCCUUUUGGGAAUUGGAAAUGGCCAUUGCUCCCAUACGUAAUGAAUAUGGUGAUUCAAGGGUUGUAGGCACUGUUCAUUUCUGGGAUAAGAAUUAUAUCUUCGUGGGUUACAAGAAUGGAUUUGUAAAUUCUUAUCGGAUCGAUUCCCAAGAACCCGAAAAAUCCAUCAAUUUUUGGACCUUUGCAAUUGAGCGAUGGGAUAUGCUUUUCGCCAUGUCUGCCGUCAUUACCAUCUUUGUCUAUAACGAAUAUCAACGUCCUCUCUAAAAAAAAACCUCCUCCCAUACGCUCGCGUAUAAAGGACCAUAGCUUCUUUUUUUUUUUUUAAACCAAUUAAAAAUGU